Messenger RNA from Uranotaenia lowii, 1912 nucleotides. RefSeq lists its product as uncharacterized. The transcript has a single exon. Gene Ontology annotation, molecular function: chitin binding. The record is from RefSeq and is a predicted model, not a curated record. Lineage: Eukaryota; Metazoa; Arthropoda; Insecta; Diptera; Culicidae. Gene Ontology annotation, cellular component: extracellular region. Bases 1 to 1893 code for a protein of 630 amino acids.
AUGUUCAUAGUUUGCGAUUCAAAUGCAGCUUCUGGUGUGGAGUGCGGUUUGAAUGAAGUUUUCAACGUUGACAUUCAGUUUUGUGUACCGGGAAAUCCUGACACUUGUGAAGUUAGCAGACCGGAAGUGGCAUGUGGUGGUCGUCCCGAUGGAAUAGUUCCUCAUCCUGAUGAAUGUAGACAGUAUAUCCUAUGUAUUGGAGGUAGUUCGAUAGUUCAGGAUUGUCCUCUGGGUCAAAUUCUUCGACCGGAGGUUCCAGUUUGCGUAGCUGGAAACUCGGAUACUUGUGAAUUUAUGGAUGACGUAUGUUCUGACCUACCCAACGGCUGGGUCGUGGAACAUCCCAAUCAUUGUGAUCUUUUUAUUUUAUGUGAACAUGGGACAACAAAUAUUCACUCCUGCCCCACCGGAUCAAUUCUACGACCAGAUAUGCAGUUCUGUGUUCCAGGAGAUGCGAAUACUUGCACCAAUACGCCAAUCGGGGGUAUGUGCACAGGAAUUGUGUUCCCACAACGCUUCCCGCAUCCGGAGCUUUGUGAUCGGUAUAUUGUGUGUCAAAAUGAAGAGAUUAUAAUUUUACCAUGCUUAGACGACCAUAUCGUAGAACCAGGUACAAUCGAGUGUGUUCCCGGCAAUCCAAAUACCUGUAGCUUGUAUACUCAUCUUUGUUUCGGGAGACCAGAUGGUCUAAUAGCUCAUCCUUCAAAUUGUCGACGAUUUAUUGAAUGCCGAUCUGGUUUCGUGAUAUUGGGCACUUGCCCUGCUGGCCAAAUUUGGGACCCAAACACUGGUGUCUGCGUUAUUGGAAAUACGGAAACGUGCGACAAUUUGAGUGAUUUUUGUGUUGGUCUCGCAGAUGGAGUACAUCCACAUCCAAACUAUUGUCACCUAUUCGUACUUUGCUCGAACGGACAAACUGCGGUUCACAAUUGUCCAGCGGGUGAAAUUCUAAGACCGGAUAUGCAGUUCUGUGUUCCUGGAGUUGGAUGUGAACCAACACCUCUGGAAAGGAUGUGCGAGUCACGUGAUGGUGUCAGAUAUCCGCAUCCGGAUUAUUGUUCACUCUGGGUUAACUGUAUCAAUGGAGUGCCAUCUGUUGAAAAUUGUCCAGAUGGAACAAUUAUCGAGCCAGGAACCAUUCAAUGUGUCGCAGGUAACAGCGAAACUUGUACAUUACAUACUCACCUAUGCAGUGGAAUCCAGCAAGAUGUUCUCCCUCAUCCUGAUUUGUGCCACGUCUUUCUGCGCUGUGAGUCCUCACAAACUCUAACUUCAAGCUGUCCACGAGGAACCAUUUUCCACCCAGACGCUAGACAAUGUCAAAUUGGAGACAGAGAGUCUUGCACGUCCCUUCAGAACACAUGCACUCAACUGGCAGACCAGGUACUACCUCACCCAAACUUUUGCGAUAUAACCAUUGAAUGCCGAGACAGUAUUACUCUCAUGCGGAUGUGCGCACCAGGCCUUAUUCUUCAUCACCAAAUGCAAGUUUGCUCGCCUGGUAAUGCCCAAACCUGUACCUUGAGGGAUUUCAACACUAUGUGCAGCGACCAUUUGCAAGGUGUAUUCCCAGUUCCCGAUCAAAACCAAUGCGCAGAUUUUGUGAUAUGCAAUGGUUUCAUUCCAUUGCUGCGGACAUGUCGUACCGGUUCAGUUCUGCGUCCGAGAUUCAUCGAAUGCGUCCCCGGCAACGAAGACACCUGCGAGUUCUUCCCACAUAUCUGUUUGUUCCGGCCUCCGAAUGACAUCAUUCCUCACCCGAUACGAUGCGAUAUGUUUGUGAUGUGCAUUUCCGAGAUGCCAAACAUCGUAGACUGUCCCACUGGUCAGAUCUAUGUGGAUUCUUUCGGAUUUUGUGUUCCCGGAGACACUUGGACUUGCACGCCGUUUUGAUGUGGCUCCGAGGAGAAAA